GCAAGUCACGAGGGGAAUCCCAUGUCCAGCACGUGAUCUCAUGUGAACGUCCCACCAAGUUCAGUGUUGAAGAGACAUACAACAUGGAGGAGUAUCUGUUAGUGGUGCUGGCUGCAGUUGCGUUCAGCUGUGUGUCCACAGGAUAUGUGGGAAACGACGACUGGAUGAGAUACUCGUCACCAGGGGGCGCUGACCAGGAAUGGGCGUAUGUGGAUGUGCGUCCCGGGGCCCAUAUGUUCUACUGGCUGUACCGAACCACCUCCCCCAGCUCCAAGGCUCCCCUUGUCAUGUGGUUACAGGGAGGCCCAGGUGGAUCGUCCACUGGUUUUGGCAAUUUUGAGGAAAUUGGCCCUUUAGAUGUCCAGCAGCGUCCAAGGAACACGACCUGGCUGUCCACAGCCAGCCUGCUGUUUGUUGACAACCCCGUUGGCACAGGCUUCAGCUAUGUUGACAAUGACGACGCCUACACCACGGAUGUUCAGAUGAUAGCUGCAGAUCUCCUCACCACCUUCCAGGCUUUCCUCAAGAAGGCGCCAGAGUUUCAGGGUGUGCCCUUCUAUGUGUUCACCGAGUCCUAUGGUGGGAAGAUGACCUCUGCCUUUGCCCAGGUCCUUUACAAGGCUAUCCAGUCCAAGUCGGUGACGUGUGACUUCCGUGGCAUCGCCCUUGGAGACUCCUGGAUCUCUCCGAUCGACUCUGUCCUAGCCUGGGGACCCUACCUCUACACAAAUUCACUGGUAGACCGGAAGGGAUUGGAAGCUGUGAAUAAUUCGGCACAAGAGACAGCGGACCUGGUUCAACAAGGCCAGUGGGUCAAAGCAACAGAGCAGUGGGGCACAACUGAAAAUGUUGUGGAGAAAGUGACGAAUGGUGUCAACUUCUACAACAUCCUAGACUGGGGUGGCAGUGAGCGAGUGAGGGUGGCAGACAGACAGGAUCUCACAUAUCUAGAAAAGUUAUAUCAACGCCAUGUUGCGCCACUCCAAGCCAUGUCGCUGGACCAGCUGAUGAACGGACCAAUCAGAGAGAAGCUGAAGAUCAUCCCGAGGAAUGUUACCUGGGGAGGUCAGUCAGGAAUGGUGUUUGUGAAACAGCAGGGAGACUUCAUGAAGCCAGUCACAGAAAUAGUGGACUAUCUGGUGAUUGAAACCACACUGGAGGUUGUAGUGUACAGUGGACAGCUGGACCUCAUUGUGGAGACACUAGGCACAGAGGCAUGGGUGUAUCGACUGCAGAUUGCCGACAUGUUCAAAGAGGCCAUCAGGACACCACUCAUGGUUCACGGAAUCACUAAUGGGUUUGUGAAGACUGCCAAAAACUUCUCCUUUUACUGGAUACUGAAGGCUGGUCACAUGGUUCCUGCAGACAAUGGAGCUACUGCCCUAAUGAUGAUGCGACGGGUCACAGGACAACAGUGAAAACUUAACUGGCAAGCAGAAGUGUACAUUCCAUAUUUUUCACACAAUCAUAUACCCAUACACUUGAAAAAUUGAAGAAGUAGAAUUCCUUCAUUUAGAUUAGAAAGUCUGUUUAAUGUGUCAACGUUUAUGUUGGUCAUACUAUCAGAGCACAAGACUUGCUUUGUUUUAACCAAAUGAUAAAUGUACUUAAUACCUAUGCAUUUAACCAAACCAGCUCCACUCUCUCCAUCAUUUCUCUAGGAUACACUACCUCAUGUCUUUGCAUAUAGCCACGACUUAUGUUGUGUAUAUAGAGGUUAUAGAAAAAAUAAAAAUAUUUUGACAAUA
Messenger RNA from Haliotis rufescens (red abalone), 1748 nucleotides. RefSeq names its product retinoid-inducible serine carboxypeptidase-like. The transcript has 12 exons. NCBI's taxonomy places the organism in Eukaryota, Metazoa, Mollusca, Gastropoda, Lepetellida, Haliotidae. Gene Ontology annotation, biological process: proteolysis. Gene Ontology annotation, molecular function: serine-type carboxypeptidase activity. The record is from RefSeq and is a predicted model, not a curated record. Bases 84 to 1418 code for a protein of 444 amino acids.